AUGCUGCCUGUGCCGUUUCAAUACGUGGACUCUGUGAGCAAGACGACGGUUCAUCCGUUUCACAGCUUUCCCAGCAGCCGGCCGCGGGAAAGCGAACCAGCUCUCCGUGAACUACCUACCUACUCCGGUCCCGCACUCCCCGAUCAACCCUACGGCGUCUCUGCCGGUACUUGUCUCCCCCGAGUCCUCCCGCUCAAGCCCUCCGGCUACACCGUUCAGCCGCCGCCGUACUACCCUAGCCGGACAAACAGUCUCGAGGUCAAGCCUCUUCGUCUUGUUCGUGCAUCUCGCAAGCGCCGACCUCCUAAGCGACCGCCGCCGCCGAGCUAUCAGGAGAGCUACUCGCACACUCUGUACCAGUCCGUGACGACGCUGAGCUUUGAAUCACCCGAUCCACCUCCCCCCUACUUUGAGAAAAUGGCCACUCAGAACAUCAUGCCCAAGGUCGGUACCACGGCCCUCCCAUCGGGCCAGGGCGCUCCGGGCUCCAGCCCCGGUAGCAGCCCUGCCCGGUCCGCCGAUAACAUCCUGGCUGACCUGCGCCGGCAGCUCGACGACUCGGCUUCCGAGGUUUCCAGCGUCGACUCUCAGGGCCGCCGCCGACGCCGCCGCAACAACAAGCAGCUCGCCACCCGGGAUGGCAUCAAGACCGGAGCCGUGCUGCCCCGUCUCGCUGAGACCAAGCCCGUCCGCCUCCAGCUGGGACUGAACUUGGAUGUUGAGGUUGAGCUCAAGGCGCGCCUCCAGGGCGAUGUGUCAUUGACUCUACUAGUAGAAAAGAAGCAGAGCGUUCGAAAGUCCACUGAGCUAAGACCCAACUUGGCUGGAGAAGUGUGUGCAGAAGAGAUCUUCUUCAUGCGUCUGGGCACGAUGCGUCUCCGUCAGAAAUGGCUGGAUCGGGAGGUGAGCCAAUCGCUCACUGCGUCGUUAAUGCUGGUCAUUGGCGUAGCUGGGUUUGUUAUCGGCUUUCUCUCAUGUAAACUGCUGGACUCGAGAAGGUUCAUCGGUGCCGAGUAA
Molecule: messenger RNA, 1017 nt
Organism: Fusarium falciforme
Lineage: Eukaryota; Fungi; Ascomycota; Sordariomycetes; Hypocreales; Nectriaceae
Exons: 3
Coding region: 1-1017 (338 amino acids)
Source: RefSeq, a predicted model, not a curated record